AUGUUUGAUGUUCGACGGCGUCAAUACGGUCGACAAAACAUGCGGGCUCCCAAAUGGCAAAACCUUCGUGACUCGUUCCUGGGCAUUUUGGUGCGCAAUAUGAAGUUUGAGUUCGAGGCGACAACUGUUGGAACCCGCCUUCGCCUCGAAGGCCCAGUCAUUGAUUGGGCAAAGGGCUUAGGCGAGCGUAACGUAGCUCGAAUGGAACUCUACCGCGGACACAGAUGCCCCCGCAGACGCCCCACCCUACCAGUGCUUGUUGUAACAUUAGUGAAUGGAUCUUUAUACCUCAUACAGCGAACCGCAAGACACAGCCCGAGUACCAACAAUGAUCACCCGACAACCACUAUUGAGGGAGCCACAACUUUAAACUUUAGCUCUCGACCGAUUAUCGUUGUAACGUUCAAACGCGAUGUGCACCUUGACCUAUGCUCCAUACUCUACGCUUGUUGUAAUGUUCCAAAGUUGCCGAACAGCAAACCUAAAUUCGAUAGUCGUUCUUUCGGACUUACAGUCUUAUUAAAUAUUACUAGAUACGUCCUGGAUCGGAGGAUCUCCCUCUCCUCUGGAUCGUCAUUGCAGGCAAAGUCUCUAUUGGGUCAUCUCUGGAAGGAUGCCUAUCAGGUGGCACAACGCGACGACUACGAUUUCUGGGACAAAUCGCUUGUUGACCGAACCAAAAACAUAGUCCGGGAACUUAUAUACACGAUGGCAUAUAACGCUUUAAAGAAAAAACUCAAUUGGACAGGGGAAGAUUUUAUGAAGGAAGCAUAUUCUACAGUUGCUCACGUGGAGGUUACGGAAUCGGCGGAGAAUUCCCCGUCUGAUAAGGCAUGGGAUCAAGCUUGGAACAAGCAUACAAAACUCACCUGGCGUUUCUUGAUACGUUGGCUUGUAGUCGGAAAUAGCUUGCGACGGCUCUCCUCUCAGACGGAUGAACGAGAUCUUCCGCGUCGAUGUAAACUCACAGGGUUCGCUACUGAUACAAAACUUGUCCAUUUUGGUUUGGUUGGGCGCGACUGGAAUAAAAUAACUCCCGGCUUAAAAUGUUCAAGGGGCCCACAAACUGGAGCUGAUUGCGAUUGCCAUGCUUGGAUUUCAGACUGGCAAAUUGCGAAUCACCUUGCCUGGAACGAGAUUUGGCCCAAAGCCUUCCAGGCAGGAAUGGAUGCGGUAGAGGGCUCCAUACGAGAUUUUCGGGGUCAACAAAGGCCGGUCUAUGCCAAUACUUCUGCAGCCACCGAUGGCACUCCCGAACACGCCCCACAUGUCACCCAGGUGAUAAUAAACCCACAGCCUCGCCAACCACAAGGGAAUGCAGGUCACAACCGGACUCAUCCUAGAGCAUACCCUAAAUCAAGUCAGGAGCAGGCAGUCGAAGGCGUGACCAGGUUUAUCAAAUGGCUAUGGGCCCGAUUAGAGAAAUCCAUUGAAAAAGAAGAGACAGCAGCCCAAGAAGUAUCACAAUCGGCAUUGAUGGACAAUAAUUCGGCUCCUAACGAACUUAUUUAUCAUCUAUUGAAGGCAGAUGCUCGAAAAAAUGCUAACGAAGCCUUGAACAAAGCCAGGCAUACGGAAAAUAGUCUCAACAGAAAAUCCGAAUACAAAGAUGACGCAUGGAAACGGGCACGUCAAGUUAUACAUAGACAAAAUGGCGACAUUGUUCAAAAAGAAUGGCGGAGGCUUACUAUCCCACGUAUCCUUGGACAAUCUUCAGAACAGGGAUGGAUAGCAAAACUGUGGAAGAAAACUCUUGAAGAUAUACACAAAGAAACUUGGUCAAAUUCGUGGGGGGAAAUAUGGGCUGAUGCAUGGGACGACGCAUAUCGAUCUGCCAGGACCAAAGGAAUAGAAUUCGGCGUGAAAGUCGCGUUGGCAAAAUCUCAGGGUGUAUGCACUCAUGGCCAACUGGUCGGGCAACUUAUGAGUAAAGAGUCCUAUCAGGGUAUCCAGAGAAAUGCCGAGAACGAAGAUCUGGAAGUCGGCGGCAUUCUGGAUUAUGUUCAUUCGCUUUUCAAAGACCUAAGUUACACUUCCAAUUUGGCUUCGAUUCACAACACCUACAAUAGCGACGUAGCGAUACGGGCGUUAGUCCCAAAUAAAGAUCAAAACCUGAACGAUAUAUCCCGUAUACUCCCCAAACAGCCAGUAUCGCGAGAAUUAUCAUACCUAGAGUUAAGGCACUUUAUCAUGGACGAAUAUUUUAAAGAAGAGCUGUGGAAGCAUCGUACUUCAUUUCAGUUUGGUGUUUCACAUGCAUGGCAGUCAUUCUUAAAACUUCAAUCUGACGAGGCCGGUAGGCCUUGA
This is a messenger RNA of Rhizoctonia solani, 2307 nucleotides long. RefSeq names its product Dystrophin. Lineage: Eukaryota; Fungi; Basidiomycota; Agaricomycetes; Cantharellales; Ceratobasidiaceae. Bases 1 to 2307 code for a protein of 768 amino acids. The record is from RefSeq and is a predicted model, not a curated record. The transcript has 4 exons.